This is a messenger RNA of Laetiporus sulphureus 93-53, 350 nucleotides long. RefSeq lists its product as uncharacterized. Bases 46 to 312 code for a protein of 88 amino acids. The record is from RefSeq and is a predicted model, not a curated record. The transcript has a single exon. NCBI's taxonomy places the organism in Eukaryota, Fungi, Basidiomycota, Agaricomycetes, Polyporales, Laetiporaceae.
GAGUGUUGGGAUAAUACCGCCGGUGAUUUAUUGAGCAGCGAUGUCAUGCAGCUUUUCAUGAUUGCCGGGGCUGCGCUUUAUGUCGAAGACGCCGCGGCGAGGUGCGCUGCAGAAAGCGUCGUGCUUUCUCAAAUUUUUUGGACUGUAGUGCUGGAGCGGAUGACGAGGUCUAGACCAUCAUGGCACCACGAAAUGUCGCAUCAAAGUGACGAGAGUGUUCUAUCUGAUCCUAAGCUAUGGGGGGGCGGGUUGUCUUCUAUUACAGUCGAAUACGUGAUCGUCGCACCAUGCUCCACGGAAUGUACCUUUUAAAAGGCUUCGUAUUGCAAUGAAGAGUCUAGAACCAUACA